GUCUUUCGCCAGUUCGUCUUGUUCGGCAAAGCUCAGGGUCCGAUCGUCGGCCUCGCGAGCAGGUCCAAGUCUAUUCAUGUUGUCACCCCUCGCCAAAGUUGUCGAUGUACUUUUUCUUACUCGUGGCUGUUUUCCCAGAAAAACCACUACUCAAAACAACAGCUUAUUCCUCGUAACACUAUCACAACACAGUGAGGCGUUACUUGCCGAAAUUCCCUGCGCGAACCAGAAACUCCGGCAACGAACAUCUUUAAUUUCCAGCUGAGUCACCCAAUACUUCAGACUUAUUCGGUGACAUGACCGACACGAAAUCGAUCGCGCCCUACAACGUGGCCGGGAAAACGGCCAUCAUCACAGGGGCUGGGUCAGGCAUCAAUUUUUCUUUUGCUGAACUGCUCCUUGAGCGUGGCUGCAAUGUCGUCAUUGCUGACCUCGCUCUUCGACCAGAGGCGGAGCAGCUCGUCUCGAGCACCCAAGACAAAACAAACGGCAGGCCACGCGCACUUUUUGUCAAGACCAAUGUGACCUCAUGGCCGGCGCUAUCCAACAUGUUCAAAGUUACCGUUGAUGAAUUUGGGAGUUUCGACAUCUUCUGUCCCGGAGCGGGCGUCUAUGAGCCGCACUGGUCCAACUUCUGGCACCCGCCUGGAUCAUCCGAGAGCAAGGACAGUGUAGACGGCGGAAAAUAUGCUCUACUUGACAUUAAUAUCACUCAUCCAAUUCGUUCUACGCAGCUAGCAAUCUCCUACUGGCUUCAUCCUAAGGAGGUCACGAAUACCGCCCUACCACCUUCGAUCAAAGCUUCACCCCAGAACCCAAAGCGCAUUGUUCACAUCUCAUCAGUGGCUGGACAGGUUGCGAACAUCAAUGCACCUCUCUACGCAGCUUCUAAGUUCGCCAUCACUGGAUUCGUUCGCAGUCUCGCUCGCUUGGAACAGACCGAUGGCAUCCGCGUCAACGCUGUUGCACCCGGCGUAGUAAGAACUCCGCUUUGGACCGAGCACCCAGAGAAGCUGGUCAAUCUGGACGAAGCUCAGGAUGGUUGGGUCACUCCGCGGGAGGUUGCCGAGGCAAUGCUGAGAUGCGUUGAGGAGGAGGCACUUGUCGGAGGAUCGAUUCUGGAAGUUGGCAAAGAUAACACGCGCUUGGUCGAAGCCUUCAACGCGCCUGGUCCAGACCCCGACCCAAAGAGGGGUCUGAUUGCCAGAAAUGGGUCAAAGGGAACCGAAAUGGUCUUUUCUUGGUUGAGGGAUGCCACCAAAUGGGCUGUUGGCAGGGACUAAUAGCCGAGUUCAGACAGGCUUUUCUCCCUAGUGUGCAGUAAUUACACAUACUUAGUUCGAAG
Molecule: messenger RNA, 1345 nt
Organism: Colletotrichum godetiae
Lineage: Eukaryota; Fungi; Ascomycota; Sordariomycetes; Glomerellales; Glomerellaceae
Product: short chain dehydrogenase
Exons: 2
Coding region: 297-1283 (328 amino acids)
Cellular component (GO): cytoplasm
Molecular function (GO): oxidoreductase activity, acting on the CH-OH group of donors, NAD or NADP as acceptor
Source: RefSeq, a predicted model, not a curated record